AUGGCUUGGAUCCAUGAUCUUAAUUUUUACUAUAUGACCCUUUCGAAGAAAAUUGGUCUUGACACCGUUAGUCCUCUUUAUAGUGUCAUUUUUCUCCUUCUUCUACUGUGGUUCCCUUACCCAGGAUGUUACGGCCUACCAGGAGAUGGAACCUUUUUACAGGGAGAUUCUGAAGCUGUAUUUUACGGUAUUCCCGAUCUAAUAGUUGUGGGAGCCUUACCAGUAUUAUUCGUACCGCUAGCAUCUGCAGUCGGUUUAAAACAUCUAGGUCAGGGACUAUACGAUCAAGAUUUAAAAUUGGUGAUACUAAUAUCAAAGUGCUAUAUCCCUAUAAUCAAGUCUAAAAUACAUCUCAGUGUUCUGUAA
Messenger RNA from Zygosaccharomyces rouxii, 366 nucleotides. RefSeq lists its product as uncharacterized. NCBI's taxonomy places the organism in Eukaryota, Fungi, Ascomycota, Saccharomycetes, Saccharomycetales, Saccharomycetaceae. The record is from RefSeq and is a predicted model, not a curated record. The transcript has a single exon. The coding region runs from base 1 to 366 and encodes 121 amino acids.